This is a messenger RNA of Rhopilema esculentum, 11753 nucleotides long. RefSeq lists its product as uncharacterized. Gene Ontology annotation, biological process: axon guidance; muscle attachment; morphogenesis of an epithelium. The record is from RefSeq and is a predicted model, not a curated record. NCBI's taxonomy places the organism in Eukaryota, Metazoa, Cnidaria, Scyphozoa, Rhizostomeae, Rhizostomatidae. Gene Ontology annotation, cellular component: sarcolemma; dystrophin-associated glycoprotein complex; dystroglycan complex. Gene Ontology annotation, molecular function: laminin binding; calcium ion binding.
UAAUUGUUCUAAGCCUAGUCUAGAUUUGAACAAAGGAACAGAUGUUGAAAAGAAAAGACUGCCAGUGGAGCUGCUGCGAUCUACUUGGUAAAUUUUUCUAGCUUAGCCAACUAAAAUUACAAUUUUUAGAAGAACAUUCCAUAAUUUUUCACCCUGGUUUAUUAAGUGUUUUACAAUAAUAUUGUUCAUUGGGUUGCCAUCUUCUCAGAGCUUAUUCAAACGGGAUUUGGGCCCUUUAUUUGAGCCGGAAUGCAAGAGGUGAGCUGGAUAUGAGAUUCUGUGGACCUGGAACACUAAAAUACGAUAAUAAAAAAUCACCUUGUUCUUUAAUUAUUUUUCUCAUCACAUUUGGAACGAAUGAAAUAGUUUGACUACACUGAUGAUGGAAACUGCAAGCCGUAGUUUUGUUAUUCAAUUGAAGUGUAGGACAUAAAGGUCUCGUUUGCGAAUGUGGAGCCAACACCCAGAGCCGCCGAGAGGGGGAGGGGGCAGGGGAGGCAAUUGGCCCAGGACCUUGAGGUCUAGGGCGCAACAUUAAAUUAUGAAUUCCAUUUAAAGAAUGAAACUUAUCAAACGCAGCAAUAUGCCUCAAAAUAGUAGAACAUUUUGAACUAUUGUGAGAAAAUGACUGCAAGAAAUAUUGUUAAAUGUAUUUUAAGCUAAUCUGAAGGAUAUGGUCGCAAAAAUUUCUCCGCUUUAAGCUUUGCCCCGGAACCUACCGAACUUUCCGUGGCCCUCCCAACACAUCUAACAAAUUGAUGAAAAUAUUGGGUUGAUUGGUUCGUAUUUGCUCUGAUACCAACCUUGAAGGGUGAAAAACGCUAAAAAAUAUAACGAUAACUUGUGGAGCUGGAAAUUUUCCUUAAAAUAAGUUCUGCUUCUUCUGGUGAUCAUGCUUUGCAGGUGACUGCUAUGACACAUUAUUCAGUGUUCCUAAAACGAUUGACUGAAAUUGCUCGAUUCGUGGUUAAUUUAUCUGUCAUCCCGUGUAAAUGAUUGAUCGUGGCUAUGAUUGAUCGUGGUUUUUCUGCUGAAUGAAAAUUUAAUGGCCUACUCAAGCUUCAUAUAAGAGGCGUUGAAUUCAAGCUUCCUUCAGAUGUUUCGGGUGGUGCAAGAGCAUUACAGCAUUGCAUACGAUAAUUGUUGCAUAUGUGAUGCUGCUAGCAAAAGCAGAGGAAGUAACGAUGUUCUGCCUACUUCAAAAGCAUAAAACGAUCUAUCUGCACCUUGCUGUUGUCUUCAUGCUGACAGUUUUCCAUUUGCAAGGGAAACAGAUACAAUUGCAAUAUCCACAGAGCAGUUUGAAAUAUCGUGAUUGCAGUCUUGCUGGCUUACUUCAAACCAUGACACAAAAAGCAGAUCAAUCUCUAUUCAAGUUCAAAUGUGGCAACGUUAGCAAUAUUUCUUUCUUGAAACUUAAAGUAUUACAGUUGCCUUGGUAUUUGUACGAAGCAAGGAGAGUGGCUAUCGAGCCGAAAAAAUCGUUUCUCUCAUUUUUCCUUCUACGCAGAAGAGGAAGUAAAGAUCUUUUUCUUCUCUUCAAACGCAACUUGAAUGGUGAAAGAGCUUCGUUUAGACGAUUUCUUGUUAGAGCUGGUUUUGAAACCCAUGAUUCUGUCAACAUCAAAACUCCUUUCCAAGGAAUCAUAGCUAUUUGGACCAGAUCAAUAAUCUGCAAGUGUUAUACUUUUAGAAAUGCAGGCACCUCUAGCUUGCGAGAACGGCGCUCUACUACUGAAACUGAAGAAUGCACAGGCCAUUCACACAGAUCUGUUGUCGUGAUUGACUUCAAUGUGGCGUAUACAACCGUAACACCAGAGUCGCUUUCUACCCUUGCACAAAACACGGCUACAUACGCAGGACUUGAGUCAGGUGGUGUUAGCACUAAGGAACACGUUGGAUCUACAUUUGCAUUCUACCCAGCAAAGCUUGUCGCCUUUGGUAUGGGAGAUAAUGAAUUAACUAUCGAGAACAGCACCAUUGUAACGUAUGUAAUAUCAUGCGGGCAAAUUACACCCUCUGACAGUCGUGUCACAAAGUUGCGAAAUGAUGCUACAAGUGGCUCUCUUUCCCAAAGUCUAGGGCAGCCUGUAAGAAGAUGGUUUGUUCUGAUUAAAGAAAACACUGUAAAAACAACGACAACCCAAGCUCCAAGCACAACAACGCCUUCUGGUCCCCAGGGCCCAAAAGUUCAAGGUCCUGUGAAUAUGGAGAUCUCCAAUACAACAUUUCGAAUCCAGUUUACUAUACCAGCAAAUACAUUUGUUGAUAAGGAAGAUGGUGACCUCAACAACAUGAGGCUUUUCUUGUACAGUGCAAAUGGUGCUGAGCUGCCGAAGUCCACGUGGGUCAGUCUGCAUUCAAGAACGGUGACAGCUUUCUCGACUUAUGCCAUAUUUGCUAAUCAGCCAAAGACUGGGUACGAAUACAGGUUGAGUGCCAUCGAUUCAAGUGGCAGCGAAAGCCACACAGAACUCAACAUUCUAUUUAGCGGCCCGUUACUUACGCCAAGCUAUCUGAGAACAAUAAUUCUAAGCUCAACAACACUGGUGAUGGCAACAAGCUUCUCUGAUGCGGAUAUUCUUUUUCUUCUCCAAGCAAAGAUGUCUACCUACCUUAAGAUAGAAGCUGAUGAUUUUUUCAAUUCUAUAUUCACAGUUACCAGAAUAGGUAACUCAGAGAUAUCGAUGAAGUAUGAGUUUAGCAUUCGGCAACUUACCACUCACGCCACAUGCAAUCUCACAACUAUAAAAGAACUGCGGUCAAAAUUUGAGGGUGCAGCUGCGGUGGAGGCAUUUAAAGAGGCUCUGAGACCACAGUUCAUUGUGAAUUCUAUUUCUGGAGAAAGGUUUGAUUCAGCAUGCAAUUACCUGUCUACUGGUAAGCCUAGCAUUGGUAUUUCGUUUGGCACAUUAAACAUUGAAGAGGCGAAAAUGUUUUCUAUUGCCAUCCCAAGCGCCUCGUUUAUAUCUCCUAAUGGCAGCAAUAUGAGACUCACUCUUCAUCUUAGAUUUCAAAAUGCCACUGAUGUCCCCUCAAAUUAUUGGAUGAGUUUAAGCAGCCAGUAUCUCGACAGGAGUCCUGUACUACAAGGACUAGUAACCGGAGAUGUUGCUUCUACUUUCACAACAAUGUCUUUCAAAUUGGUGGCUCAAACGCCAUUGUUGGUAGAAAGCUUUCAAAGUUUUCAAGUUAAUCUAAAGAAAACUACAGGGCCUAUUUUGUUUUCUGUAUCCAUGUCGCAAAAUAGGAUGAUUUCUAUUUCUGCUAUGUCAUUCAUCAAAUCUUUUCAAAGUUUUAUGACUUCUUACAUGAGAGUUACACAGUCUUCAUUCAGGAUUCUUGAUGUCAAGACGACGGCGUUGACUUCCAUUGUUUGGACAGCUUCAAGUUUAGCCACAUCUCCAUGCAAAGCUCCCGAUAUUGUGGUUGCGAGGAAGAAAUUGGUGCAAAAUGAUGGCAGCAUAAAUGAGACGCUUCGUGAGAGUCUAACAAAAAAUCUUAAUUUCACCACGACUUCAAUCUCAAUCCAGCUGACUGGAGAUUGUGCCAGGCCGACCGUGGUGCUCAAGAUACCACUGCUUCAGAUACCAAAGUACGGUCCGUUGAUAUACGUUGUGCCAAACAAUGCAUUUUAUGAUGCUACUUAUGGUAACAAAUUGAUCAUUGCUCUUCUUGACAUCAACAGUAACAGACUACAACAGAAUUCAUGGAUAUGGUAUAACAACUCUACAAGAACUAUCUCUGGUUUUCCCGUUGACCCACAAAAACAAACCUACAACUUUUUAUUACGUGCUACCAAUGUCGAAGGACACUUUAUUGAUGAAAACAUAACCGUGGUCCAAAGUUGGACUCAGCCAAACUAUGGCUUCUCUUAUUUCAUCAAAUUUAGCUAUAGCUUGCAAUUACUGCCUGUUUCAAAUGUUGUGAUGACUUUCACUCAGAAGCUAAAGACCUACUUCAAGCAGCCAUCAAAAGAAAAUGUUAUAAUUUUUAGGCCAAUGUUUUAUUCGAGCAACCAAAUUAGUUUGUAUUACCAAAACACUUCGCUUAACUCAGAGGUUUGUGAUGUGAUAGGCAGUAGCUUUAUCCGAAGUUUAUUGCUUAAUAAAACCGACUCUAAGAAGCCAAACGGAGAAUUGAUUGCUAGCAUGCAACCCGAGUUCCAAAUAGAAGAAGUUAGGCAAGAACAUCAAGUCGCUUGCUCUCUUGAAAAUCGCAAGCCACCUUAUGUGAACUACAGUAAUAAAACUGUUAGUGAAUUUUUUGAAAAACCUAAACAGUUGCCCUUUGGUGUUGUAAGUAUAUAUGAAAUUCCUCCCAACGCGUUUAUUGAUGUAGAGGAAGGCAACACACGCAAGUUGAGUCUUAAUCUGAAGACUUACGAUGGACAAAGCUUACCAAUAAAUAGCUGGGUGGUUUUAAAUGCCACUGCUCAGACGAUAUUUGCAUUUCCAACAGAUAUUGUCUACUCGCAAAAUGCCAGCUUACACUUUCAAUUCAGACUUGUCGCUACAGAUAGUGACGGUAAAAAUACAAGUGCAAUUAUCAACUUUAAGAUAAGUGGUCCUCCACCAACCGGAUACUACAGUGUGGUUAUGACUAUCAUUGUUACUCGCAACCAGUAUGAAACACAUGCAUAUCAAACAGCAUUAUUACUAGAGAGAUUAGUUGCUGUGUUUGGUAAUCAAAUGGGAAUAUUUAUCCGAUCUUACAUUUCAACAAAAACAACUUCAGGCAGUUCUGUUUCCACAUUGAUAUGGAGUUUUUCUAAAGCGAUUCAAGGUGCCUGUGAUUGGGAAACUAUGAAGAGAAUUCAGUCGAAAGUAUUCAUACAAGAUACAAGCCAAAUGAGCCCGACAAUGCGUUACGUUUUGGGUAUGGGUUUCGAAGUGACAAGCAUAAGGGAUUCCUUAAGCGGUCCCUGCUUGGUAGAGGCACCAAAUGUGACUAGAGAACUUCCAGAACUUGUCGUUCACUUUUGUGGUCCCUUUUCCUACACAAUACCCGAUGAUACUUUCCAAGAUAAGCAAGAUGGAAAUACACGAAAACUCAAACUGACACUUCUACAGUCAAAUGCAAACCGCAUUCCUGCGGAUUAUUGGCUACAAUUUGAUUCCGUUAACCAGAAGAUUGUCACUGUUCUGACUAGUACCCAGAGCUUUGCUAGUUAUCCGAAAGAACAUAAUUUUAUCUUGAUUGCAACUGAUUCGACAAACGCAUCUGUGAAUACUACAGUAAAAGUGAAAAUAAACCCUAUUAUGCCCGCAUACAGUCAUACUUUCUCUAUACAAACCGUCUAUCAAUUAGAGAAUAGCAACCUUGUUCUCUAUCAGUUCGUUAAGAAGAUUCAGUCAUACCUUUCAGACAACCGUAGAAAUUUCCGAGUCGUGAGUGCGACCAGAGGAUCUGGUAACUCGCUAGCGGUUACAUGGACAAACUGCUCUCUCCGUUACAGCCCGUGUGAUGUUAUUGGCAUACGAAAGAUCAGUGAACAAUUGCAAGUUACACGAGGGACUAUCAACAGUAACUUUAUCCAAGCUAUGCAGCCAGAAUUCAAACAGCUCUUUUUAACAGAGACUGAAAUUGGACCUUGCUUAGUGGAUAAACCUCCAGUUUUGGUGAAAUCAUUUGGACCAAUAACAGUUACAACAUGUGGGACAUUCAAGGCACAACUCCCAGCAAACACGUUCAAUGAUGAAGAGCAAGGUGAUUCUCGCAGCUUAGAUGUUGGUCUUACAAGAAACCCAUAUUACUGGGUGAAUUUUGACUCUACUAAACAAGAAAUGGCAAUUGUUCUGACGAGAGAAGUUGCGCAAAGUCUGAGAGGCACAGCGUUGACGGUCACUCUCACUGCUACAGACUUGGCCUUGCAUCAGGUUCAUCAAACUGUUUACAUAAUCAUCGGUGAUUUGCCUAAGCCAGCAGCCUACACCGUCUCAAUGAGCUAUUUCAUCAACACUCCCCCAGCAAAUGGAAUUUUUGCAUCAUUUUACGACGAUGUCAGAGUGAAAAUAUUAAAGUACUUAUCUCAUUUAAGCACUGUUUCGUCGCUUGAGUUUAUAGAAGUGUCUCAACAAGUUUCGUCUGGCAUUAGGCUAGCAGCAAAAUGGAGCAGUUGUGGAAUGCUGCGCGAUAAAUGUAACACUGACCAAAAAAAUUCAAUUUCAUCGUUCUUACUAAGUAAUGGAGCCGUCAAUCAAACCUUCAAAUCGGCCUUACUGCCAAUCAUGGAAAUUACUUCUGUAAACGUGUCAUGGAGUCCUGUUUGCAAGGACAAUCUAACACCUCCAAUCGUCCAAAAUCCACUGCCAGUUAUAAACAUUGGAUACUGCGGUUACAAAUUCUUUCAAAUCCCUGCCAAUACGUUUGAAGACAAUAUUGAUGGAGAUACAUGGAACCUCACCCUCAGCAUCCUGAACACAACCAACCAGCUUGUGAAUGAGAACUGGUUUUACUUUGAUAAGGUACGUCGAGGUAUUUGGGUUGUCCUGUCUGACGAUGCCUUAUCUAGCACAACGCUUCCCAAAAUCUUGACAUACAAGUUGAAAGCGACAACGAAACGUGGCCUUUCAAUAAGCGACCAACUUCGAUUCAGAAUUAGCCAACGUCGCCCGAAUGCCAGCUUCAGCAUCAGGUUAAGCUUCAAUUGGCUGGCUAGUAGCCCAGAGAACAAUAAUGUAAUCGUUGCCAGUGUAAUGGAGAGGAUUGCCUCCUACCUUGGAGGUGUACCCAACGACUUACAUGUGACAACAGUGAGCCAUAUACGCACUGAUUCCGGGCUAUCUAUGGAAUUGAAUAUCGCAAACUGCACAACACCCUAUGAUUCCUGUAAUGAAGCAGCUCUGAAGUUGGUCCGAAAAAGAAUUUAUGAUAACUCUGGGUCCACCCCAACGUUAAGGAACGCUUUAGGUGCCAAUGUUGUCGUCACAAAUGCUCAGGUGACUGUUCAAGGAGCGUGUAACAGGAACAACACUCCGCCGUUUGUAAAAACCCCAUUGACUAGAAUAACCGUACACAGUUGCUCUGAUUUCAAUUACACUAUCCCACCAUCGACAUUUCAUGAUAACGAACAAGCCAAGCUGCGCUUAUCAGUAACAGAAAUCAACGGAAAACCUAUUAAUGGGGCCUACCAAUGGGUGAACAUUGAUACCGCAACAAACACUCUGUAUGGAAUCGUAACAGAUUCUGUUAUAGCAAACAAGCCUGCUAGUGGUUAUAACUUUACAAUCAAAGCUACUGACAAUGAUAUGCAGUCUGCAGUAUCUCAUCUGAUAGUCCAAAUUAUUGAUGGAAUGCCUCAGAAAUUUUAUCAGUUCACAAUAAGCUUGAUGUCAAAAGGGAAAGGAAGUUCUAAUCUUUUGACAGAUAUAUAUAGUGUUAGACUCUUGAACAGCUACUUUUCUACUCGCUUUGCCAAUCAAAUAGCAUCUUCUAUAGUAUCAGGUACUGUUACAUCCACGUACAGCAUCUGUUCAUUGCCAAAUCGAUGCGACGAGAACCUUGCCUCAGCAUACUUCAAUCGAAUUCUUGCUUCUCAGGACACAGUAUCAUCAGAGCUUAAAAGCCACUUUUCAAGCUACUUUUCUAUUACAUCAGUAUCGCUGUAUAGAAACCCUUUAUGCAGAACCGAGGUGAGUCCUCCUAGGCCUUCAAAGCCGGUCUGGUUUAUAGCCGGAUCAUAUUGUGGAGGGUUCCGUGUGCAAGUUCCACCGGACUUGUUUUCAGAUAAGGAAGACGGUGGAACUCAAAAUCUCGACCUUCAACUCUACUUAAACCACAGAGAUCCGGUUCCAGCAAGCUUCUGGGUACAGUUAAGCAAGAAAUCGCAGGAACUUUACGGAUAUCCUUCCAGAGAAACAAUGCUGUCCUACACAAAUUCGACUCAAAUAAAGCUUGUAGCAAAAGAUUCUUCUGGACAAGAGGGAUCAGUGAGAAUCUUAUUCUCGUUCGCAUCAUUUUCAGAACCCAAAGUGACUUACAAAUUUUCAUAUCGCGCUGUGAACAGCCUCAAAUCUGUCGACAAUGUUAUGCUAAUUUCCUCUAAAAUCGAAUCAUUUGUAAGAAAAAAAUUACAGUUUAGUUUUGGUUUAAUGAAACACGCUGAUGCCGCAAAUGGAGUUUAUAAUCUUGAAUUUGCAAAUUGCUCUGCAUCGUACAACCAAUGUGAUAUAGGAGCUUUAAAUAUGGUUAAAGAUCUUUUGAUAACAAGUCAGGGUCUUCCAAGGGCUACCUUUAAGGCUGCGAUUGAACCAUUUACAUUAGAUCAAAGUAGCGUGAUGGUAAAGAACUCGUGUAUAUCAAACAGAUUUCCUGUAGCCGUAAAGAGUUUAGAGAUUAAUGUUUCAUUGUGUCAGAAACUUGACUUCAAGAUUCCGAUGGAGACUUUCUAUGACCCGGAAGACGGUAAUACCAGAAACCUGGAGCUUUCAUUUACAAAAGAAGCGAAUGUAGCUAUUGAUAAACAAAGCUGGAUUCAGUUUGAUAAGGAUAAGCAGAUAGUAUACGGAUAUCCUAGGUUGCCAGAAAUCAAAGUGCAGGAUAACAAUAGGUCAUACUGGCUCUCUGCAAAAGACAAAGAAGGCAAAACUGCAAUGACGCGUUUGAAAGUUAAACUUAUAGGCAGCAUUCCUCAAACAACUUUCAAAAUGACAGUAAGAGGAGCAACCAGCAUGAACUCAAACCUGUCGUUUAUUGACCAAGAGAUAAGGCUAAUUAACAAAAUAGGAUUCUUCUUUAAUGAUCAUUCCCUCAGUAAUUUGUUUUAUAAUCGCAACGGUAAUCAAGUUGGGUUUUCUUGGAGUUUUUGCAAUAUUAGGCGUGACACAUGUGACUGUUCGAAGAUCCAAGAAAUCCGAAAGAAACUGCAGAGUUUGGAAGACUUCAAACGGUUCAUGCAGCCGGAGAUCAGAAUACAGGGAAAUGUGGAGGAGAAAAUGCUAGGCAUGUGCGCAAGAGAACUAAAUCCUGGAGUAAAAGAUGAUUACAACGAGCUACAAGUACAACCUGGGCAGUUCUUUUACAGAAAUUAUGGCAAUGGCUCCAUAACAAACUCUACGACUUAUAUGGCAAACAGAAAUAUCGUUACACCAGGAGACCCAAGCUGGGUAAAAAAACGGGAAGGAAAAAUCUGUGGGCUGCUUAGUCUUUCUGAAGCCACUGUAAAGCAAAAUUUGCAAGUAAAAAUGAUUGUUUACAAGUCACAGGUGCGUGAUAAAUGCGGCAAAGAAGCAAGAGAUACAUUCAAUCUGACAAUAAAACAGUACAUACCAACACUGUCGUAUAUGGUGACUGUGUUUCUAAGUGAGAAUAUAGGAAACAACUGCACAAAGCUGAGCAAUUUUGCUAGAAAGAUUUCAUCAUAUACACGGUAUCCAAAGACAGAGAUUUUUUUAUACAGGCAUGCUGUAUACAAUGUAUCCAGCAAUGCAUCGAUGGUUGUUUGGGGGCUUCGAAAUAUCACCGAAAGAAACUGCACAAACGGGACAGUGGCAGAAAUCAAGAGAUCUGUUCUGCUCGUCAAUGGCAGUGUAAACCCAGUGUUUGUUGAACACAUGAAGCCUGAAUUUGAGGUUCUCAACGUAACAGAUGAAAAAUCAGGAGUAUGCAUCCCGGCAUUCGUUGCGUUGCCAAUCACUUCCGACAUUGGUUUUUCUUGGUGGAUUGUUGUCAUUAUGAUCAUCAUAAUUUUGCUUCUUUUCUUCUUGUGGUUGAUUUGGAUCUGCAUACCGCGGUGUUGCUGGAAAAGUUGUUUCUCCAACCUUGGUUGCUGCAACAGCUGCUGUGCACCAGGUGGGAAAUACGGAUCUUUGGAGGACCCGGUUGAUAAAGGGGUUCUUGCACUGCCAAGAAAAGACGAAUUGGACAACGAAUUUUACAGUGGUGCCAUAGCGCAACCAGAUGAUGAGGCCGAUAAGGAUACAAAUCCCAUUCUAAUGCCAGAUGAUGAAACUAUGAGUGCUCCACAAGAAAUAGCUCCAGUAGAAAGCUCGCCUGGAUUUCCUGAGGAUUUUUUCCAAGAGUCUGAUCCGUCAAUUGAAAUUGAAGAAGAAAUUCAGCAAUAUAUUCUUCCUAUGGAACAAUCGGCACCAAUGUUACUCGCAGAUCUUCCGCCAGAAAAUGACCAGCUCUCGAUGCAAAAUACUCAACCGCAAGCUGUUCUUCCUCCACUUUAUCGUCGAGCCAGUUUCCAUGAAAUGCCACAAAUGACAGAUUUUUCUGUUGAAGGAGAUAGUCCUUCUCACGCUGAUAACGCCUCGAAUACACUACCACGCGAGCCUGGUAGUCAGGCAUUAGAGGGGAAUGCUAAUCCUGGCGAGGUUAAUGGUGCAUUUGACGACGAAUACGUGGACAAUGAAAGUCAAGAAAAGGCAGAGAUGUAUAGCGCAGUACGGGAAGAUCAGCGAAGGCUUCCACAGCCGAAUAUACAAUACAGUGAGCCAGAAAUGAAUUCAGUUGGCAUCCAGCAAUCAAUAACAGAUCACAAUUGGACAUCAAGAGAAAAUAGCAGUAAUCAAAGGAGUUCCUUUGCGUCGUCAGUGGAUCACUACAGGCACGAUGCCAUCAAUACACAGGAAGCCGACGGCCCUAGGUUUGGCAUCAUCGAUCAAAUUGACGUUGUAUCGCCGAGACGGAGAUCUUUGGAGCAGACAAGAAGAGCUAGUUUCGAUGAUUAUGUAGGGUACGAUGAAGCUAAAAGAAAGAACAGGGAAAGAACGCGUCGUCGCUCGUUAUCUUACGUCAUCGACCAUGAACCCCACGAUUAUUAUCCAGCAUUGAGACGUGCUUCUUUAUCAAGCAGAAGUAUGAGUGAAAGCAAUCUCAACAGUCAAAGGGCACGUCCAGGAAGACGGAUAUCACUUGUCAAAAUAACAGAUGACCAAGAACCUCAAAAGAGAGGGGUUGGUAGGAAAAGAUUAUCAAGAUCUUACUUCUCAAAUGAACAAGGCGGUCAGAGCCGUCGAAGUUCGGCUGUCUCAGAAUCAUAUGGUGGUGACCCGUCGACAAGUUCGAUUGCAAGACGAGUCCCAAUCGAACGGUCAUUCAUAGACCCAGGCGACAUUGCUUUUAGGCCCAAUCUUGAAGUACAGAAUGAGCAAAGGGAUUUCAGGAGAGAAAGAAGAAGCAGCGAAUUUAGCAACAGAAUGUUUGCUGUAAGUAGUGACCCUGCCUCACAGUUUUCAUUCAGCGAGAGUUUCGGUGACUCAGAUUCUGGAAUUUCUGAAUACGUUUUGAUGAACGAAAUGGAAGAAGCGCUCCCGCGUGGUAGGCGAAGAUCUCGGAGAGCUAGUCAAGAUGGCCGAAGACCAAAACAAUACAGGUCCGUGUCUUCAUCGAGAACGCAGCAUGAUGAAUAUGAGAUGAAGCCCCGACGAGUUUCCCGCGCAUAUAUCAACGAGAUGUUUAUCGGUGAUUCGAAUGCCUAGUGCAGGCAACUGACUCCAUUUUUCUUUAAGCAAAACAAAUGAAAUACUGCGUAGAUUGGGAUGGUUGUGAACCAAGUUUGCUAUGUUUUCAAGUUAUAAUCAACUUGUUUCACACUUGAAUUAUUUUCCAUUAAGUAUAUUUGAAAAAUGAUAUAUCAUUAUAUAGGUGAUAAAUAAUAGCACCUCAUCAUACACUUGGCAUUUGUUAAUAGAGAUUGUUUUACUUUGAUUUCUUUUAAACCUUCCACGAUAUGAUUUAUUUCUUUGCAGAUAUCUUUUAUGAGCUUAUUGUUUUUAUUGAUAUGUCACGGCAAAACCAAAUUCCUU